AGCGCGAAUUUCGACGAACCCAAGUUAUAAAAAUAAAAACAAACAUUUUUACAACCUUUUCUACAAGCAAAAUGCCAUCAGAAACAGAAAUGGAAGUAGAUGAAAUUAACGGUGAAGGCAAUGGGGCAGUUCAAGAAAGAAGUGCUCCACUAACCUUUAACCCAGCAGAUUAUGGUCCAGUCGAAGUUCCAGAGGCUGUUAUGUCAGUGGCCACUUAUGAAACCAAUGGUCCACGUCUCAUGAUCACUCAGAUUGUCAAUGAAAAUUUCAAGUCUUAUGCUGGAGUGCAAACCUUAGGGCCAUUUAACAAGAAUUUCACAGCCAUUAUUGGUCCCAACGGAAGCGGUAAAUCGAAUGUUAUCGACUCCAUGCUCUUUGUGUUUGGGUUCCGUGCCAACAAGAUCCGCUCUAAAAAAAUCAGCAUCCUGAUUCACAACAGCGACAAGCACCAAGACAUCAACAGCUGCUCUGUAGCUGUACAUUUCCAGAAGAUUAUUGACAAUGAGGCAGGUGACGGCUAUACAGUUGUACCCAAUAGUGAGCUCGUGGUGUCUCGGACGGCUUACCGAGACAAUAGCUCGUGUUACUUCCUGAACGGCAAGAAAACAAACUUCAAGGAAGUGGCGCAGGUGUUGAGGAGCAGUGGAAUCGACUUGGACCACAACAGAUUUCUGAUCUUACAGGGAGAGGUGGAACAAAUAGCAAUGAUGAAGCCCAAGGCUUUAACCGAGCAUGAAGAUGGCAUGCUUGAGUUCUUGGAAGACAUCAUUGGUUCUAACCGGUUCAAGCAGCCGAUAGAGAUCCUGAGCAAGAGAGUUGAGACGUUGAAUGAUCUACGCUCUGAGAAGCUGAACAGAGUCAAGGCUGUGGAGAAAGAAAUGGAAAAUCUGGAAGGACCUAAAAAUGAGGCUAUGGAGUUUAUCCUAUUGGAGAAUGAGCUGAUGCUGCUAAAAAAUAAACUCUACCAGAAGUACAUAAUGGAGUGUGCUGAGAAUGAAGCCAAGGCGCAGACAGAGUUUGACAAAGUCAAUGAGGCUUUUAAAGCUUUUCAAGAGAAGCUUGCUGCGGUCAAGGACAAUAAAAACACAAAGUUGAAAGAAUAUAAUAAAAUCAGAAAAGAAUAUGAUAAGCUGGUCAAGGCUUGUGAAGAGAACAAAGAGAAGUUCUCCGAGAUGGAAAGCAUGGAUGCCAAGUGUCGUGAAGACAUCAAGCUCAAUAAAACUAAAGUCAAGAAAUUGGAGAAGUCAUUGGAGCUAGAGAUGGCCAAGGUAGAGGAGUACAAACUUGUCCCAGAGCAGGCUGAAGCAGCGUGUGCUGACCUCCAAAAGAAGCUGAACAACCUGGAGAAGGCCAAGGAGAAAGAAGAGCAGAACGAGAAGGCUGUGAUGGACAGUUUGAAAGAUGAAACAAAGGAAUUACAAGAAGAGAAAGAUAUAAAGGAAGCUAAGCUGCUGGAGCAACAGGGAGAUCUGAAUGAUAAAAAAUCCAAGUUACAAGUGGCAGAGUCGGAGCUUGAGAUCUAUACUAGCCGCCAGAAUGCAGAAACCAAAAAGAUGGAGACCAUCAAGAAAUCGUUGAAAGAGGCGGAAGAAACUUUGGCCAAGCGUCAGCAAGAUACUCAACGUCUUGAAACAGAAAUGCCAAAACUGGAAGAAUCUUUAUCAAAGGCCAAGAAAGAACUGAUACAAGUCACUAAAGCUACUGACCAGUGUGAAGAAAAGAGAAACAAGUUGAGAAGUAACGUUGAAGAGGUCAAAAGUUCAAUGGCAGCCUCUAAAAGUCAAAACCGAGUUCUGAAUGCCUUGAUGGCGGAGAAGAAGAAAGGGACUAUGCCUGGAAUAUAUGGCAGACUGGGAGAUCUGGGCGGCAUUGAUGGCAAAUACGAUGUUGCCAUAUCCACGGCCUGUGGAAGCUUGGACAAUAUCGUUGUGGACACCAUCGACACGGGAAAGAGAUGCAUUGAGUUCUUGAAGCAGAACAAUGUUGGGCAUGGUCAGUUUAUUUUGCUGGACAAAAUGGAGAAGUGGAGAAAGGACACCACCAAAAAAAUUAUCACGCCUGAGAAUGUUCCACGUCUGUUUGACCUUAUCCAGGUGAAGGACGAAAUAGUCAAGACAUGUUUCUACUUUGCACUGAGGGAUACUCUUGUGGCUACUGACAUCAACCAGGCCACAAGGAUCGCCUACGGCAAACAGAGGUACAGGGUGGUGACUUUGAAAGGGGAGCUUAUUGAAAUGACAGGGGCUAUGAGUGGCGGUGGUAACACUGUAUGCAAAGGUAAAAUGGGAUCUGCUGCCGUCUCUGAUGUUGACCCUAAAGAUGUUGCAGAGAUGGAGAAGACUUUAGAACAGCUGAAUGGGGAAUCGGCAACACUGCGGCAGAGGAAGUUCAAGCUAGAGGACACAAUAGCCCAGCAGGAAAAAGAUCUGACCAUUCUGAAACACGAUCUCAAGAAAUUUACCAUUGAACUUCAGGGUCUGAAAGAACAAAUUUCUGCCCUGAGGAAGCAGCAGAAAGAACAAGAAACUUUGAUGAGUUCUAUUGUGGUAGAUCAAAACAAGCUGAACAGUCUGCAAGCAGUGGUAGACAGGUGUAGGAAAGACUAUGAAAAAGUUGCCAACACAGCGCAUGUUCUGGAGGAGGAGAUAAAAGAGCUUCACAACCAGAUCCUCGACAUCGGUGGUGCUAAACUUAGUGCUGUCCAGACUCGACUAAAAGCCAUAAAGAAUGACAUUGACAAAAUUGUUGGUCAGAUAACAAAGAACACAGUUGGAGUUAAAACGUCAGAAAGAAAUUUAAAACGAGUCCAAGAAAAGGUUGCCUCCCUCAAAGAUGAAAUUGAGGAAACUCUGCAGUUGAUUGUGACUCUAACCCAACAGCUGAAAGACAAUGAAGGGGAGGGCACCAAUCUACUUCAGCUCUAUGAGAAAGCUCAAGCGGACGUGAAAGAGAAAGAGGGAACACUGGGAGCUAUGAAAAAGGAGGUGGAAGAGUUAGAGGAGCACGAGUCGGACUUGGCCAAGGAUGGAGUGGACUUUCAACAUGAGCUGGAGAAGUACGAAACACUUCUUAAAGAAAACAAGAGUAAAAUCAAACAUUGGAGGAAAGAGAUGAGUUUGUUAAAAUUAACGCCCACUAGUCUUGAGGAGGAACGGGCAGGGCUGACGUUGCCGACACUAAGUGAGGAGGAGCUACAGAGGUUAAACAGACAGGAAGUGCAGAUGGGUAUCACCGUACAGGAGGAGAAGCUAUCUUCCAUGAAGCCAAACAUGGCUGCCAUUGCUGAAUAUAGGAAAAAGGAAGAGCUGUACCUCCAAAGGGUCGGAGAACUCGACCAGAUUACAAACUUCCGGGACGAGCAGAGAAGAAAUCAUGACAACCUUCGUAAACAGAGACUGGAGGAAUUCAUGGCUGGAUUUCAGGUGAUUACAUAUAAACUUAAGGAGAUGUAUCAGAUGAUAACACUGGGCGGUGACGCAGAGCUCGAGCUGGUGGACUCCCUAGACCCCUUUUCAGAGGGCAUUGUCUUCAGCGUGAGGCCACCGAGCAAGUCAUGGAAGAAUAUUUCCAACUUGUCAGGAGGGGAGAAAACUCUGUCCUCCUUAGCCUUGGUCUUUGCCCUGCACCAUUAUAAGCCCACACCUUUCUACGUCAUGGACGAGAUUGACGCUGCCCUCGACUUUAAGAACGUCUCCAUAGUAGCUAAUUACAUUAAGGAGCGCACAAAAAAUGCACAGUUUAUCAUCAUCUCCCUGAGGAACAACAUGUUUGAGUUGGCAGACCGGCUGAUAGGCAUCUACAAGACGCACAACUGCACUAAAUCUGUCACCCUGAACCCCAGCAAACUUCUGGAUGAUUUCAGUAAUAGGAUACGGGAGAUCCAUAAUGUUGACAUCAAUAACUAUUAAUUUACUGCUCUAAACUUGUUUCUUGUACAUAACUUUAAUUCUGUUGACAUCAAUAAUGAUUAAUUCACUGUUUUUUUUCUUGUUUCUUGUACAUUACUUUGAUACAGUUGAAGGAAUAAACCAUGGCUGUCUAGCAGCUGUUUGAAUCUGUACAGCUUGAGGGAAAUUUUUAAUGAAUAUUUAUGUUACAUAGUAUUUUCAAAGUGAAAGAGUUAUAUAUUAUUUCUACCAAUUUUAAAGUCCUUCAGACAGAAAUGUGUUAAGAGACCUGACAGUUAAUAUAAGCCUUACAGCUGGAGCCCUUGAUGGAUGUUAUUAUUAUUAUUAUUAUAGCUUUUUUAUAUAGCAUGCUCAGAGUGCUUUUGGUCCAAUCUCAUUUGUGGACCAGUGGGGGGGAGGGGGUAUCUAGGAGUUGGUUUUCCGAGCUGCCUUUUGGCGCUCAGUAAACACAACUCUGCCCGAGUCGGGUGUCGAACCUCGAGCCCCCUUCUAGGUAGCCAAGUUCAAGUGCACUUAGCCUCUUGACCAUGCUUCCCACAUAAGUUUUGUUAAGAGACCUGACAGUUAUUAUAAGCCUUACAGCUGGAGCCCUUGAUGGAUGUUAGAAAAACUAAAACAAUUUGGUGGUAUCAUGUUUUACCAUACUUCUUGGUAUUUGUUUAUUGUACAGAUUGUAUCAGUUAUAAAACAUGAACUCGGUAUAAA
Biomphalaria glabrata is the source of this 4613-nucleotide messenger RNA. RefSeq names its product structural maintenance of chromosomes protein 4-like. The record is from RefSeq and is a predicted model, not a curated record. Gene Ontology annotation, cellular component: chromosome. Gene Ontology annotation, biological process: mitotic chromosome condensation. The coding region runs from base 72 to 3908 and encodes 1278 amino acids. Gene Ontology annotation, molecular function: ATP binding; ATP hydrolysis activity; protein binding. The transcript is spliced from 28 exons. Lineage: Eukaryota; Metazoa; Mollusca; Gastropoda; Planorbidae.